CCACCCAUCACCUUCAACACCUCGACACGGGGGACGGGGGGGGGGCUUCCAAUAUCCCCAUCAGAGCACCUAACCGGCUCGACAUCCCUCUAACCAGCUCAGAUAUCAAGCCGAUGACGUGCUUGCUCUGUCACCGUCGGCUUCCGGAGCAGGCCAUGUGGCCAUGUGGACCAGCCCCCAAUUGGGGGGAACGGCGGAGGUACAAGAAAUGCCAGGUGAAUGAGCGAGAGACGGUGCGUUCGACGGCGGCAGGAAAGCGAGGUGAGGGUGACGGAAAUGGAGAGCAGGGGAGCGGUAGCGGUAGGCCUACCGGUUGACGGGCCACCUCACGCUGGAAGACAUACCCAGCAAGGUUGUGUGGAGGCCGGGUUGGCGCGCAGGAAGAGAGCACAGGACGGUGGAAGCGAGGGAACAACGGGCUGCACAGGAGCAACUCAGCCAGCAAUCACAGCAGUCGCUGGAGCCAUGACUGACAAGCCAUCGGAUGGAAAGGUCGAGGUCGCAAGCAAGGUCAACGUCGCAGGCAAGGCCAAGGUCGCGGGCAAGGCCAAGGUCGCGGGCAAGGGCGUGGGCAAGCUGAGCAAGAGAUCGAGCUCGUCGUCGGGAUCAGGUUCGCGAUCAGGAUCGUCGACGUCGUCUACUUCGAGCUCAUCCUCCUCAGACUCGGGCUCAGACUUGGGCUCAUCAAGCUCAUCGUCGGACUCGCUCUCGUCUGAGGAGACCUCAUCAUCCGGCGAGUCAUCUUGCGCCGCGCCGGCAAACAUCGCUGUCCAUCCCCUAACCGCACCGGACAAGGGCAAGGAGGAGGUGUCUGAUUCAGAUUCGGAGCUUGGUGCCGAGUCAGGCGAUGAGUCGUCAGUGAUGCUCGAGGCCGACACAGAUGAUGACACGGACGUCAUUUUCUUGGAAGAGUCCGAGUGCUCCGACUACCUGAUCUCGCCACUGCCUCGGACUCCGCAGUCGGGGCAGGUCAAGGUCAUGGAUACAAACAAGAUCGUGGAAAAGGCGCUGAGAGAGAUGGCCGUGGUGAGUUCGACCCUGGCGGUGAGCAAUGGCCUGGCCAUGUCGGUCCUCAUGGCGCAUGGGUGGAACAACGAGCGCGCCUUGCAGGCCUGGUUCGAUGAUCCCGACGGGUGCCGGGCAUCGGUGGGCGGAAGUAGCGCCGGCGAGAUCCCGGCGACCUCGGUCCUGGGUGCCGGCUCCCCGCAGCUCUGCGGGGUCUGCUUCAUGGAGGCCGAGGACGAGCUCAUCGGGCUCGAGUGCGGGCACGGGUUUUGCGUUCACUGUUGGCGCGGCUUUGUCGAGUGCGAGAUUCAGAACGGAAACGCGUGCGUGAUGGCGCGAUGCAUGGCGGACAAGUGCAAGAUGGUGGUGCCGCGGAGUUUUGUGGCCUCGCUUGUCGACGCUUCCGCGCUCGACCGGUACGAUACGUUCCUCGCCGGCUCGUACGUGGCGGCCAAGGCCGGCGUCAAGUGGUGCCCUAACCCGCGCGGCGGCUGUGAUCGCGCGGCGAGCUACCUCGGCUUUGACACCGCAACUGUCGAGUGCGAUUGCGGCUUUGCGUGGUGCUUCUUCUGCUCGGAGGAGCUGCAUCUCCCGGCGUCGUGCGAGGUUGUCGAGAACUGGAUCAAGAAGAACUCAGACUCGGCCGAGUCGACCGAAUGGAUCCUGGCCAACACCAAGCCCUGUCCCAAGUGUAAUGUCCACAUCCAGAAGAACCAGGGCUGCAUGCACAUGACCUGUCGUGCACCCGGUUGCAACUUUGAGUGGUGCUGGCUCUGCCGCGGGCCGUGGAAGGACCACGGGACGUCGACCGGCGGCUUCUACAAGUGCAAUCGUUACGAGUCGUCCAAGGCCGCCAAGGAGGAUGCCAAGGCGUCCAAGGUCAAGGAGUCACACGACCGCUAUGUUCACUACUUUGAGCGGUACCACAACCACGACGUCUCCCGUGGCUUUGCCCGCAAGAUCUCUGCUGCCGCCACCGCUGCCGCCGACGAGUACGCCGAGGCUACCGGCUGGAAUGGCCGCUUCCUCGUCGAAGCCGCCGAGCUCGUCAUCCAGGCCCGCCAAGUUCUCAAGUGGUCCUACGCCCAUGCCUACUACAUGCCUGAGGACUCGCAGCUCCGCACCAUGUUCGAGGACCAGCAAGAAAGCCUCGAGACGAAGACCGAGCACCUCUCCGAGCUCAUCGAGCAGCCCAUCGAGGAGAUGAACGUCACUCAUCUUAAGAACUACCGUAAGGUCCUUGCCACAUACCUCGGCAACCUGGCUCGGGCUUGGCAGGAGUACCAAUGAACACAGCUCACAGUCCG
This is a messenger RNA of Thecamonas trahens ATCC 50062, 2312 nucleotides long. RefSeq names its product IBR domain-containing protein. Gene Ontology annotation, biological process: positive regulation of proteasomal ubiquitin-dependent protein catabolic process; ubiquitin-dependent protein catabolic process; protein polyubiquitination. The transcript is spliced from 2 exons. Gene Ontology annotation, cellular component: ubiquitin ligase complex; cytoplasm. The record is from RefSeq and is a predicted model, not a curated record. The coding region runs from base 220 to 2295 and encodes 691 amino acids. Gene Ontology annotation, molecular function: ubiquitin conjugating enzyme binding; zinc ion binding; ubiquitin protein ligase activity. Lineage: Eukaryota; Apusomonadida; Apusomonadidae.